This is a messenger RNA of Salarias fasciatus (jewelled blenny), 1014 nucleotides long. Its product is annotated as NADH dehydrogenase [ubiquinone] iron-sulfur protein 8, mitochondrial-like. Gene Ontology annotation, cellular component: membrane; respiratory chain complex I. The record is from RefSeq and is a predicted model, not a curated record. Gene Ontology annotation, molecular function: NADH dehydrogenase activity; 4 iron, 4 sulfur cluster binding. NCBI's taxonomy places the organism in Eukaryota, Metazoa, Chordata, Actinopteri, Blenniiformes, Blenniidae. Gene Ontology annotation, biological process: mitochondrial electron transport, NADH to ubiquinone; mitochondrial respiratory chain complex I assembly. The transcript has 8 exons. The coding region runs from base 91 to 723 and encodes 210 amino acids.
UACGUCAUCACGUUACAACACUUCCGGUUCACGCAGAGUCCGAGCCGCUGUUCUGGUUAAGGAGGCCAAAUAGCGACUUUUCGGUGCGUCAUGGCUGCAGCGCUGCGUCUGCUGUACUCCGCCUCCAGGCCAGGCACAUCGGUGGCCAGCCCCAGCCUGGUGAGGUCCCUCAGUGUGUCUGCACAGAGACCAGGAUUCAAGUAUGUGAACGCCCAGGAGAUCCCCACAGACAUGAAGUCCAUCACGGACCGGGCCGCACAGACCCUGCUGUGGACGGAGCUCUUCAGAGGUCUGGGGAUGACGAUGAGCUACCUGUUCCGAGAGCCGGCCACCAUCAACUACCCGUUCGAGAAGGGCCCGCUGUCGCCCCGCUUCCGGGGGGAGCACGCGCUGCGCAGGUACCCGUCAGGAGAGGAGCGCUGCAUCGCCUGCAAGCUGUGUGAAGCCAUCUGCCCUGCCCAGGCCAUCUCCAUCGAGGCGGAGACCCGGGCGGACGGCAGCAGGAGGACGACCCGCUACGACAUCGACAUGACCAAGUGCAUCUACUGCGGCUUCUGCCAGGAGGCCUGCCCCGUGGACGCCAUCGUGGAGGGCCCCAACUUCGAGUUCUCCACGGAGACCCACGAGGAGCUGCUGUACAACAAGGAGAAGCUGCUCAACAACGGAGACAAGUGGGAGGCCGAGAUCGCCGCCAACAUCCAGGCCGACUACCUGUACCGAUAGAGACACACACACACACACACACACACACACACACACACACACACACACACACACACACACACACACACAGUGUGGGCCGUUCUGCCCACUCGUCCCUCCUGUGCUGAAUAUACUUUGAUCCGUGUGGACUUCAGUGUUUAUGUGUAUUUAUUGGGACCUGUGGGACCUGUGGGGGUCCAGCCGUCCCCCCGGCGGACCGGAGACAUGUCCGCUCCGGUCUCCCGGUCCCCGUGGCCGGUCUGUGGUCUUCAUGUUUCCACCCUGAUGCAGAGAAUAAAAACUGGGAGAAAC